CGGACAUGAGCGAGAUUAUGCUUGCGACGGCUAUUCUGAGUGAGGAGGUGUUGCAUAGCCAAGUUGGUUGCGCGCGAAAGCAAGUUUCCCUUCAUCCACACCACCAAAUGCAUCAUUUCCUGUUUCUGGCUCCGACGAUCGGUCGUAACCUUAUCGCUGGAAAUACUUGCGCGCGUCAUCAAAUGUCAGCAAUCAGGUGCUGCCACGUAUGAUCACACCCUCGACUCGGCGGGAAUCCUUCGACGGACGGACGGAUGUAACGGCCAAUACGAUCUGCGUCGCUCUCUGCUUAUCCAUUCUCAGCUGGCCAAGGAGUGGGGACACUUUUGGUUUCAUGCGCAACCAACUCUGCCGUCUGUACGAGGAGACGAGCAAAUUCUUCCCUGCAAUCUGUGCAUCAGCUGCGGUCGAUCGAGAAGUUUUGCUUGCGCCGGCUUGGCCAUCUCGCACUCACUCGACACUGCCUCAAUGCCAAUCACACUACACUACACCACCGAGGAAACGCCAUUACGUAGAGCAAAUGCGAACGAUCGCAAAAUGGGGUCAUUUGAUGGCCGGCGACACCAAAUCUGCCUUUCGAAUUCAUGCACAGCCUCAGCUCAUUUCCACCAAAGCACUCAAUCUGCCUUGCUGCAAGACCAAGACUUUGCACCCCGUCUCGAAGGGUAAUUCAUUUUUGCCGCCUUCCCUCUUAGGAGGGAGGUAAUCAGCCCUACUCCUCACAGGUUGUACAGUCGGUGCUGCCGCCAUUACUCUGAAUUGGCGAAUGCGAUGACUCCCGUUUCUGCUCAUUCUUGGCCGCAAC
Molecule: messenger RNA, 805 nt
Organism: Mollisia scopiformis
Lineage: Eukaryota; Fungi; Ascomycota; Leotiomycetes; Helotiales; Mollisiaceae
Exons: 1
Coding region: 209-706 (165 amino acids)
Source: RefSeq, a predicted model, not a curated record